AUGCAGCGAGUUGCAGUAUUACAUCUAGAGGAAAGGUGUCAACGAGCAAUUGAAUGGGCAUUGAAGAUUGAGCCUUCUAUCAAACAUCUGGUAGUCUCUGGAGGCGUUGCAUCAAACAAGUAUGUUAGGGCUCGACUUGAUCAGGUUGUUAGAAAGAACAGCCUGCAACUAGUGUGUCCUCCUCCUAGCCUUUGUACUGACAAUGGUGUAAUGGUGGCAUGGACUGGCAUUGAGCACUUUUGUGUGGGAAGAUACGAUCCUCCACCCCCUGUCAUUGAGCCUGAAGAUUUUGUGUAUGAUUUGCGGCCAAGGUGGCCACUGGGGGAGGAAUAUGCUGAAGGAAGAAGUGAAGCUCGCUCCUUAAGGACGGCUAGGAUUCAUCCAUCUCUUACAUCUCUUAUCCAAGCAUCUAUGCAACAACAAUUGUAG
Pistacia vera is the source of this 429-nucleotide messenger RNA. RefSeq names its product probable tRNA N6-adenosine threonylcarbamoyltransferase, mitochondrial. The transcript has 4 exons. The record is from RefSeq and is a predicted model, not a curated record. Gene Ontology annotation, cellular component: mitochondrion. Bases 1 to 429 code for a protein of 142 amino acids. Lineage: Eukaryota; Viridiplantae; Streptophyta; Magnoliopsida; Sapindales; Anacardiaceae.